Molecule: messenger RNA, 2427 nt
Organism: Penicillium cinerascens
Lineage: Eukaryota; Fungi; Ascomycota; Eurotiomycetes; Eurotiales; Aspergillaceae
Product: glycosyltransferase
Exons: 7
Coding region: 1-2427 (808 amino acids)
Biological process (GO): carbohydrate metabolic process
Molecular function (GO): UDP-glycosyltransferase activity; hexosyltransferase activity
Source: RefSeq, a predicted model, not a curated record
AUGUCCAGCCGAGGUGUGCGCGACAGUGUUGGCGUUACUGCUGAUGGCCGUAUUACCAUUGAUAUCAGCUCCGACCUGCACAAGCAAUUUUCUGCAUUGAAAAAGCUUCAAACAUGUACGACACUGCUACCAACAUCCGCAUCCCAGUCAACGCCUAUCAAAAGUCGCCCAAAGCUAAAACUUAAUAUCGUCAUCCAUUGCGUCGGAAGCCGUGGUGAUGUCCAACCGUUUAUUGCUUUGGGUAGCAGAUUGCUAAAGGAUGGCCAUCGCAUCCGUCUUGCGUCUCACGACUUAUUUGCCGAGUCGACGCGCGCGUCUGGCAUCGACUUCUUUCCGGUGGGAGGCGAUCCGGCGGAUCUGAUGGCUUAUAUGGUCAAGAACCCAGGUCUCUUGCCCAGCAUAGCGAGCCUGCUCAAGGGAGACGUCCAAAAAAAUCGGUCUAUGAUUGCAGGUAUGCUUCAGCGCUUCUGGAGGUCCUGUAUUGAUCGCGACCCAGUCACUGGGAAGCCGUUUGUUGCAGACGUCAUCAUAGCGAAUCCCCCUAGCUUCGCUCACGUCCAUUGUGCUGAAGCUACAGGCAUAUCCCUUCAUAUGGUGUUUACUAUGCCUUGGACCAACACCAAGGCGUUUCCGCAUCCUCUCGCUAAUAUCACACAUUACAACGUUACAAGUAGAGAAACUGCCAACUUGAUGUCGUACAGUAUUGUCGAGUGGAUGACAUGGCAAGGACUUCACGAUGUCAUCAACAGCUUCAGAAGAUCGCUCGACCUUGAGCGUAUUCCUUCAUCGGCAGGUCCCAAUCUUAUUACGGAGCUUGCUGUCCCAGUUACUUACUGCUGGUCACGUUCCUUGAUACCCAAGCCAUCGGACUGGCCGGCCCACAUUGAUAUUUCUGGCUUCAUAUUCCGGGAACCUCCAGACUACACACCCCCUUCAGACUUAGACGCUUUCCUCUCCAGUGGACCGGCACCAGUUUACAUAGGCUUCGGCAGCAUCGUCAUAGACAACCCCGAGCGCAUGACACGCAUUAUCCUUGACGCGGUUCAGGCGACGGGCGUUCGCGCUAUCAUAUCUAGAGGCUGGAGCAACCUCGGAGGCCCGCCAGUUGAUGGUGUGAUUUACAUUGACGACUGCCCUCACGAGUGGCUCUUCCAACAUGUUGCUGCAGUAGUGCACCACGGUGGUGCAGGGACAGUCGCAUGCGGCCUCCGCAAUGGGUGCCCUACUCUCGUUGUGCCCUUUUUUGGCGAUCAGCCUUUCUGGGGAGAAUCCAUCGCUUCUGCAGGCGCAGGGCCAAGACCAAUUCACCAUACGCAGCUGAAUAAGGACAAUUUAAGCGACGGUAUCAGAUUUUGCUUGAGCCCAGGUACGACGAAGGCCGCCAAGCUUAUAUCAGACAAGAUAAGAGACGAGUCUGGUGCGGAUGCUGCUGCUGCAUCGUUUGGUGCGCAUUUACCAUACAAAGUUAUGCAGUGUGAUUUGCUCGAGGAUCGUCCAGCCGCGUGGUCCUACCGCAAGCGCGGUCAUCGUGUCAAACUCUCUGUCGCUGCAGCGGAGAUGCUCAUUCGAAACGGGUCAAUCAAAGAGAAGCAUUUGAAGCUUUAUAAGUCUUGCAAAAUCGACAUUGAGAGCCGGAGAGUCGGGCCCAUAUACGGACCCACCGCCGCUCUGAUCCGUACAGUCGUUACGCUGUUCAUGUUACUAUUCAACAUGGUCCUCAAGCCAGUACAUACCUGGCGCAGCAGAGAAAGAGUGGAAACGGCCUCGACCAAAGACAUACAACUCCGCCCGUUUAGUCGCUCGGGCUCUGGGCAACAGCAAUCCAACGACGAAGAAUCCUUGAUACCAAAACAAAGGAGGAAAAACAAGGGCUUUCUCGCAGUCAAGAAUUUGUUUCUUGUCAUACUAUCAUUCCUGAUGGCCGUGGUUGAGUUCGGCGUUUUGUCACCUCUCUACUGCUUCAAAGGCGGCAUGGUUGACUUUGCCUUUGCUCUAGUCGAGGGACUGCGUGGCGCACCACAACUCUGGGGAGAGGAAAGGGUCAAUUACGGGCCAUUGCGGAACUGGAUAGAUGGGUUCAAAUUCGCGGGGAAGUGCUUUUGGUUCGGAUACAUGGAUGCCAUUUGCGGCUUAGUGAUGCACCCUUAUGAGGGAGCUUACUAUUCAGGGGUACUGGGAUUCUUCACCGGGUCCCUCUUCGGGAUCCUUGCUUUUAUCGCAAAGAUCGGUUCCUCCUCGAUAGGACUUUACGCGUAUCCGGCCAUAGGCAUAUCUCGGAGUAUUUCGAAACUCUUUCGACAGCGGACCGCCAGGAAGUUGAGGAAAUGUCGACUUUUGGAAGGAAAAGAUCUUGUCCAACGGGCCCAGACUACACAACAGAAGCAAGAAGCAGUCAUCCUCAAGUUUCGUGACAUUAUGGGGGAGUAG